AACAAGCAUCUUCUGUUUCCGACUGUCCCUGAAGGCAGCAUCUGCUCAGUCAUAAACAUUUUGGGCUGCAGUGAUUGGCUAAAGUCGAGCCGUGUCAACGUGAUGCGUCUACAUACUCCCACACACAACUUGACAGCUGCAUAACAUUGCACUCGCUGGAGCGGGUCUCACCUGGCUGCCCUUUGACUGUCCCGUCCGCUCGGAGUUCAGUUUUUCAGAUGAGACCUGGAGGAGAGAUGGCUUCUCAGGAGACUUUUAAGGACUUGGGCUGCAGUUCGUCCGAGGAGGACAGUAAUCGCGCGGACUUGACAGAGGCUACGGCAGAGGAGAAGACGUCUCCGGUGGUGCGCCGGCAUCACCCGUUCAGCGUGGAGGCGCUCAUGGCCGGGAGGAAGACUGACGAACGCGGCGGAGAGUCCACCUGCGGUAAACCGGAGGGCGGAUCGGUGGUGGUGUCCCCCACAGGAUUAAACUCUCUGUAUCUGUGCCGGGAGACGUGCAGUCCUCCUGGGGGAAGCAAGAGGUUAAUGGCUGCGCCUUCGUCGCCGGUAAAAUCUGAAACAUCGGAGUCGGAGGACUGCGCGCCAUGGGUCACCAACAGCGCCUUUUCCGCACAGCCUCGUCACGUCAAUCCCUCCUGUCAGUUGAGGAAGCACAAGACCAACCGAAAGCCCCGCACCCCUUUCACCACGUCUCAGCUCCUGGCCCUAGAGAGGAAGUUCAGGCAGAAGCAGUACCUGUCCAUCGCCGAGCGGGCCGAGUUCUCCUCCUCCUUGACCCUGACAGAGACCCAGGUGAAGAUCUGGUUCCAGAAUCGCCGGGCAAAAGCCAAGAGGCUCCAGGAGGCCGAGCUGGAGAAACUCAAGAUGGCUGCUGAUGCCAAGACGGCAGCAGUGGCGGCCGCUGCUGCUGGAGCAUUACACCCUGGCUUUACGUUACCGCUGUCGUUGGGCGCCAUGUCACUGUACGGACAGUCGUACUCCGCCUACCACCAACACCACAGACCCAUUCUGCCCAUUUCACCUUUAGGACUGUACGCUGCUCCUCUGGGCUACAGCAUGUACCACUUGUCAUAAAAAUGGAAAUAUCACUGACUUUGGUGAAAUGUGUUUCAGUACACUUCCCAGGAUUCCCAAUAAUGGACAUGGAGGACGUGUGACUGACAUUUAGUAAAUAUAUGUUUAUGUUAAUGAUGCACAAGGAGUGUUUGAAUGAACUUUCCAAGCACUUCAAGUCAAAUCUAUUUUUUCCCACAGCGAGGAUAAAAAACAACUUAGAUGCCCUCUUGCUCCCUUUGGACUGCCUGUUUACAUGACUUGUCUUUUUAUGAGGAGGGGCGUCUGUCCAGCUGUUUAUAUUCUUCUCAUGUUUACUUCUGCAAUAAUUGAGCUGGGCGAGGACUUGCACUGGGCACAAACAAUACAGACUACAACUUAACUUUCACUUAAGCCUUUCCCGUCAUCAGAUAAAGUGCCUUGUGUUGAAAAAGGGCCUUAAUAUCGAGACACUUUGUACACUUGUAUGGAUGAAUGAGUGUUUCAGCAACUCAGGCCAAAUAAAACAUAUCACUUUAACAGCAUUCGUUUAAUUCUACAAAAAAUGAGGUCUUCAAGACAGUAAGCCUCAAAUUAUUCAUCACAGUGAAAACUUUCACGCCAUUGUAAUUAAAACUUUGUUAAUGUUUUAUCUCUCGUAGCAAUAAAAACCUUUUGAUCACCCCCACCCCCCCACCCCCCAUUUCCUUAUCACACAUGAAUAGACUCUAAACAUAUUUAUUCUCUUUGAAAUAUAAUGCUGGAAAUGUGCAAAUGCCUCAUGUUGUGUAUUUAUGUGAGAAUAUGGUACAAAAGUUCUGACCAAAAUUGUAUUUAUAUUAUUGUUCUUCUUGAAUCAUCCCUUUGAAAGGGUUUACAUUAUGCUAUGCAGUUUAUAUAUUAUUUUUUUUCCACUAAUGUUUUAUUCAAAUGGACAAAACAAAUAAAGCCUUUUCAGACUUCUUCCUUUAAAUAAAUGACAUUUAAUUAUAUGUGUGAAAAAUGUAAUAGAAAUAUGUAAACUUGUGCAGCUACAUGAGUCAUUUUAAGUAAUUUACCAAUGAAACCAGCUGUUAGGCCUUUUUUUUCCCUUCAUGUUCAGCCUUGUGCAGAUACAGCUGCUCUUCGUGCGUGUGUGUGUUCGUGUGGUUAAAUCCAGUGUCUGUGUUUCCCAUCAGACAGUGGUCAGUUCAAGGCAAUGUUUGACAAACCAUAAACGAUACCCAUAAAUUAUGCAACUUCGCAGAUAGUUCCCGUUCUUACUGAGCUGUCAUUAACCACUAGUCAAACUUUUUAUUUUAUUUUUUUAAAGCAGAGAUACAUUUUAUAUAGCGAUGCUUUGUUUGUGUACGUUUUCUCUGGCAGUCUUUAUCUCUGUAUUUAUGACGGCAAUGAGUCAUUUAGGUCUCCCUGCAUUUACGACAGUAGCGUGAGAACUCACAACAGCAUUUAUCUCUAUAAUUAGGCAGUUGGGUUGACAAUUAAUAAAAAACUACCUCGAACUACUGUCUUAAAUUUUACCUCUCUAAAAUCUUUUUUUAAAAAGUUUUAAAAAUCUUACUAUUAAUGACCACUGUUGACAAAAGUUUUGAAUUUAGCCAAAUUCUGCCAGACCCCUCAGGGUGAGUUUGGUGGGGUGUGGGGCAGCUAAAAGGUGCCUGUGCUUUGUUGCAAUUAUGAGAGCAGCUUACAACUUCCGUGUGACUUUGAUGUGACGAGGAAAUCGUUUAUAGGCAGCAGCAUAUUUAUGAGGUUCCCCUUUAAUCAGAACAAGGCGGAGAGGCCAAGCAGGCAAAGGGAACUGGCAGGCAAGCAAGUAGCUUACAGAGGCAAGCAAUCAGCCUAAUGAAGUGCAGAUUGGCAGGAGUGGCUCCAAGUCUCUUGUGAAGCAUCGAGUUUGUGCUACUUACUGGAGGGGUGUUAUGUUUCACUGGUGAAGAAUUUCAUAAAUUGUCUGUCUUUGUGCUUGUAGGGUUGUCACUGGCACUGAGGAUCUGUUUUUGUCAUUGCCAGUUCCCUUCCUCCGACAGUGAUUGGGCAUGCUUGUGGUUCAGCAUGUUACUUAAAGACAACAUGUGACUCAGCCCUCCUCUGUUUGCAAGUCAUGUGCAUGUCUCCUGCCUCCUCUAGUGGCUGUUUGUUAUAUAGCAUCAUGGGAAAAAAUGUCCUUGCUCCUUCGCCCUUGCUGUUCUGUGAAGCACCAUGCCAGUAAAAUUGGUUUGAGUUUAUCAGGCGUACACUAUACAAACAAAACAAACAAAAGGCAAUCAAUUGAUUAGAUUGUGAAGGGCAGUCUGUCAACAAUCUUUAAAACUUUGGGUGAACAUAACAAAUAAACUCAGAUUGUGCAGCAGCUCAUUCUUGACAGUGCAGAACACAAUUGAUGGUUCUAUAGUUCAAGAUAAAUUCCCAUUAACUUCUUUGCAGAAUGACAUCUAUGACACUCCAACUGCAGGACAUUUUAGAGAAAAUAUGACUAGUUUUUUCUAGAUGAAAUAUGACUAGAUAUGAUGAUGAUAUGAUAAUAAUUUUGGAAUUGUGCAGUCCUUGAAAACCUCAUAA
Messenger RNA from Thunnus maccoyii (southern bluefin tuna), 3596 nucleotides. It is a transcript of the gene msx2b, whose product is annotated as muscle segment homeobox 2b. Gene Ontology annotation, molecular function: DNA-binding transcription factor activity, RNA polymerase II-specific; RNA polymerase II transcription regulatory region sequence-specific DNA binding. Gene Ontology annotation, biological process: regulation of transcription by RNA polymerase II; embryonic morphogenesis. Gene Ontology annotation, cellular component: nucleus. Lineage: Eukaryota; Metazoa; Chordata; Actinopteri; Scombriformes; Scombridae. The transcript has 2 exons. The coding region runs from base 219 to 1076 and encodes 285 amino acids. The record is from RefSeq and is a predicted model, not a curated record.